Molecule: messenger RNA, 1365 nt
Organism: Penicillium soppii
Lineage: Eukaryota; Fungi; Ascomycota; Eurotiomycetes; Eurotiales; Aspergillaceae
Product: putative alpha-1,6-mannosyltransferase subunit
Exons: 2
Coding region: 1-1365 (454 amino acids)
Biological process (GO): protein N-linked glycosylation
Cellular component (GO): Golgi membrane
Molecular function (GO): glycosyltransferase activity
Source: RefSeq, a predicted model, not a curated record
AUGACCUUGUCGCGAUCACCCUCUCCCCACCCGGGCGGAGGGUGGUCCAGCCCGGGAUUCGUGCCGGCAAGCGGCAGCACAUCACCGCGCCCAUCGCCUGGCACAUUAUCACCAAACGGAAUCUCCUGGGCCACUGCCAAAGCCAAGAGUGAUGAAGUGCGCGGCUAUCCCUCCUUUUCAACGCGGAAUAGCGGGUUCUUUUCCCGACAAGGAAAUAAGAUAUCGACUCGCUUGUCUAGCUUUCGGCGACUUUCUCCGCGCGAAUACGUUGAUAAAGAUGACUAUGGCCGGGAUUGGAAGCCUGCUGAUGGUCAGCGAGGGAUUCUAGGUGCAUCUGGAUUGUGUAUACGACGGGGUCGCUUUCGGCUAUUGCUUGUUCUGUUCAUGGUGUGGAUUGGAUACCUAUUUUGCUGGUCUACAAUCGUUCAAAUUUACCGGCGUUCGCCAAUCGGCGGCGGCCGCAAAUUCGUCAUCAUCCUCGGGUCGAACGUGGAGGGUGGUGUGAUGGAGCUGAAGGGUGCUCGCGAAUGGGCGAUUGAACGCAACAGCAUAUGGAAUAAGCAGAAAUACGCCAACAAAUGGGGUUACGAGCUGGAGCUCGCCAAUCUUCUUGCAAAGAAACGUUAUUCUCAUGAAUGGCGAGAGAGCUGGGAGAAAGGCGAUGUUAUCCGGGAAGCAAUGCGCAAAUACCCGGAUGCAGAGUGGUUCUGGUGGCUGGACUUGAACACCUGGAUUAUGGAAUACGACAUCUCACUACAGGAACAUAUUUUCAAUGAUCUUGACUCGAACGUUUACCGCGACAUCACAGCAUACAACCCCAUGAAUCUCACACAUCCGUUACCUGAGUUCUGGCUCGAUGACCUAGGACGAUCCCUCGAGGGAGACGGGAAUCAAGACUCUCUGCAAAUGCUUCUAUCCCAAGACUGUGCCGGCUUCAAUCUAGGAUCCUUCUUCCUACGCCGCUCACUAUGGACAGACCGGCUACUCGACGCCUGGUGGGAUCCGGUCAUGUAUGAGCAGAUGCAUAUGGACUGGGAACACAAGGAACAAGAUGCGCUGGAAUACAUCUAUCAGAGUCAACCCUGGGUUCGCAGUAGUGUUGGAUUUCUCCCACAGCGCAGCAUCAAUGCUUUCCCGCCAGGGGCCUGCGGUGAUGUAGAAAAUCCAGUUUCGCAUUACCAACAGAAUGCCCGCGACUUUGUGGUCAACAUGGCAGGAUGUAUGUUUGGCCGUGACUGUUGGUCUGAAAUCUAUUAUUACCGUGAACUCAGCAAGUGGCUUAGCCGGUCAAAGUGGGCACGUUUCAAGGACGGUUUCCUUGAUGUAUACAAUGAAGUGCGAGGAAAGGGAAAACAGGAUGGAUAG